AUGAUGGUAUUUUAUUUUAAUGUAUAAUAGAUGAAUAAUAAAGAGAUUGAGAAUGUAAAAUUGGUUGCGUUGUCUGGUUUUGAUGAUGAUGCUGAAUCAAAGAAAUGUGAAAAGCUUAUUUUGAUUUUUUUAUAUCAAUACUAAUUAAGUUGA
Molecule: messenger RNA, 153 nt
Organism: Paramecium sonneborni
Lineage: Eukaryota; Ciliophora; Oligohymenophorea; Peniculida; Parameciidae
Source: the annotation of a GenBank genome assembly